UCAAAAAGGCUCACGAAGAGGAUAUAGUGAGAUUGUGCGAACACGGUACACAAAACACAUCACAAUGUCGCUGGACAACCGAAAUACGUCGGCCCAGUUCAAGCGCGCCGAGCAGCUGAAGCGAUGGGAAGAAUCCGAAAUGAACAAGAAGCUCAGCGGGUUGCUGAAGAGUCCGUCGUCGCGGCGCAUCAAAUUUUCGUCCGGAUGCAUUUUUCUGGCAGCGUGCAGUGCCAGCGACAAGGAUGAGGUGGAUUUGCUGCUAAAGAGCGGAGCCGACAUCGACACGGCCAACGUGGAUGGAUUGACGGCGCUCCAUCAAGCCUGCAUAGAUGAUAAUCUGGAUAUGGUGGAGUUUCUAGUACAGAAAGGCGCCGACGUCAACCGAAAGGACAACGAAGGAUGGACACCACUCCACGCAACAGCCUCAUGCGGAUUUAUAAGCAUAGCACGCUACCUAAUAGAGAACGGUGCAGAUUUAGCGUCAAUCAACAGCGAUGGAGAGCUGGCGGUGGAUCUGGCCAACUCAGACGCCAUGGAGGACCUCAUACAGCAUCACCUCGAUGAGCAGGAGAUCGAUUGCGAAGAGGCGCGUCAGGCGGAGGAGCGCAUCAUGCUUUGCGACGCGACCAAAUGGCUCCGCACGGACAGUUCUGAUUGUGAUAAGCCGCACCCGAAGACAGGUGCCACUGCGAUCCAUGUUGCGGCCGGCAAGGGCUAUAUCGGCGUGCUGAAACUAUUGCUUGAGGGCCGGGGUGAUAUCGACCGGCAGGAUGUGGACGGUUGGACGCCACUGCAUGCGGCCGCAUACUGGGGCCAGAAGGAAGCCACACAGAUGCUGCUGAACGCCAGUGCCGACAUCGACAUUCUGAACUACAGCGGUCAGCAGGCGAUCGACAUCGCCCAGGACGAUAUCGUAUCGAUGCUGAAAGACGCCCGGAAGAACGCGAAGCGCACGAAGCGCCGACCACCUAGUCACGGCCAUAGAAUUACGGACAAUUUUGAAAAUAAUACGGAAACUCCGACAAAGGUGAUUCGGGUUGAGAUGAAACCGAUCGACAGCAACAAGGAGAAGGAAGUUGGACUCGUCGCCGUCGGCCACGACGACGACGAUGAAGAGCAACAAGAACCCGAAGUGCCAGAAGAACCAGAAGAACAAGAAGAAUCAGAUGAAAAAGAUGAAGAGGAGAAGGAGGAGACGCCUGAUGAUACGGUAGACGAGGAGCCCAUGGAGGAAGAAGUGGUGGUGGAAGAGGAGGAAGAGGAGGAGGAGGAGGAGCAGGAGGAGGAAGAAGAGGAUGAGGAUGCAGAAGAAGAUGAAGAGCAGAAGGAGAUCGUAUCAAAUGAGAAGAAACACCCGAGUCCUGCGCAGGAUGUCACCGAUUCGAUGGAUGCUUUAUCGCACCGAUCUCCGUAUCAACGAGUAUUAUCACAAGCUGUGCGAGUGGGUGUAGAUAAAGAUAAUGAAGAGAAUGUCGAAACGGAAAACGAAGACGAAGGAGAUGAAGAAGACAAUGUCAGCGUGUCGUCGGAACCGUACUCUUCCUCGAAUCCUUCCGCCGAUAGUAGUCUGACCGAGUCCGAAACAGAUGAACUGAGACCACGGCCGGUGCCGAUCAUCUCGCGCCCAGAGCCCAUUGCUCUAACUGGUCAGAUUGUAGUGCCAAAACCUCGCGCCACCGAUUCGGCACCUCCUGCUAGCGUGAGGACACAGGUGCCACCGCCGGCAACCCCGGCCAGCAAUCCUCCUCCACCAACGGCCCCAUGGCGUAGGCAGCGUGCCGUCCCGACACCCGUCCCACGCCAGUUCUACGAGCAUGAAGAGCCUGCAGCUGCGCCUCCACGAUCGACGGAUGAAAUCGACUACGCUAACCUCUAUUUCGCAUCCAAACGCAACCAAGUUUCGGAAAAAGAAAACCAACCAACCGAACCGGAUGUGAUACUGCGGAGGACCCAGAGUUUCGAGAACGAUGAAAAGUUCUACCAGAAGUACGCAGAGCUGCGAGCGCGGAUACAGGCUAACUCAUGUCCUCACACGAUCCUACCAUCGACGCCUAAUAACACUAAAACUAGUACCACCGCGAACAACAUUGGCAGCAACAAUAACAACACUGCCACUACUACGACUACGACACCGGCAACUAACGUGUCGUCCUAUUUGGUGCAGCGAUCGGCUUCACUGAAGGAUCAUCGAACGUUAAGGAAAACAACCAGCAAUUUGGUGCUGGGAAAUACAACGACAACCCCGUCCGCAGCGGUUGGACCGCCGGUUGGGCUUACUUCCGGCACAACCAAUCAAUCAGCAACAGGCACGACGACCGCUGUGAAUCAGUCAACAACCGGCAGUGCUACUGCUACAUCCGCCACCGUCUCGCCACCGAUCAGUCCUUCCGGAACACCAACAACUACACCCACUGCCGGACAGAUCAGAAGCUUCAUACCCACCAUCAACACCACCACGAACAUCAACAAAAAUACCAUCGCGAACAGCAACACUGACAACAGUAGCACCAACAUGUAUGCUGAUCGGUACUGGAAACGGUACGAGGAUCAACCGGAAGUGGUGCGCAAAUCGCCGCAAACGAUCAGCGCCAAUAAUGUCACCGAUCAGACGCCCGUAGGUGGCUCGAGUCGUGCCGAUCUUACUGAGGUCACUCUCACGCUCAACAACAACGGCACCGGUGCUGAUGCCAACAAAAAUCACAGCCUGUUCGAACUCAAUCGCAAAUACAUUGAGCAGGCCCAGAAGACGAAGAUCAAUAAUGAGCGUAAUAAAUUUCUCUCCUCACUCAACGAGAAGAGACAGCAGCAGCUACAGGAGCAACCUCAGCCGCCGGAACAGCAGCAAUCACACGAGCAAGGACGAGACGGUCGACCCGGAAACGGUCGUACCAGCGCGGAAGCGUCGAAAGAGACACCGCCGUUCGAGGAACCGGCACAAGUGAAGAAUGUAAUUCCAUCGUCUGCUGUGCCAGCGGUGGCGGCAGGGGCACAGCCACCGUCACCGAAUGUAACCAGCCCAUCGUCGCACAAGCUGUCGCCGGGCAAUAUUUUCAAAAACUUUUUCAAAUCAUUCGUACCACCGACGCGGGAUGAAGAAAGCGAAACUCAACGGAAGGCCCAUGCCAAGCGUGUACGAGAGACUCGUCGCUCGACCCAGGGCGUCACUCUUGACGAGAUCAAGAGCGCCGAACAGUUGGUGAAGAAGAAGAACAACGCUACAGGAGCUGCCAACGAGAGCGACACAAUGGCAUCUGCGACCGCGACUGCAACCACGACACCAUCAUCCCCAUUAUCAUCCUCUGCUUCUCUCUCAUCCAACAUCGACACAUCGUCGUUUGGAUCCGUAUCCGUGAACGACCGCGUGCCGUCGGUUGGCGGAAGCACCGAUCAGCAGCAAAGUAGCAGCCAUCACGUUCCUUCCACGGCAUCAUCUGCCGCCAGUGACGCCAGUAGCGGUGCCGGAAAGGCACCCCGCAGUGAGCAGACCGCAGAAGAGGUGGCGGUUUCUGCCAGCUUCACGAUAGCCGCUCCAGGAACAGGCAUCGAGGACGGUGGUGAUGCUGGCGGUGGAGGAAGUGAGGUUAGGAGACGGCGCCGGAGUGUUCCGGAACAGGACGAGGAAGAGGACGACAGUAAAGUGACGGUAUCGUACACGAUCAGUGCUCCGGUGCGGCAGAUCUCACCUAGUAGCCCGAGGACGAACGUUACCAACUCCAAAGAAAGUGGCGAGCUGCUGAGUGGAGCCAUUGCUGGUGAUGUUCCUGCCGUUUCGGCAACGUUCCACGUGCCUACAGUUGCCGGAACAGAUGGAGUUGCGACCUCAGCCACCAUCCGAACAUCGUCCGGAGCGGGUGGUGUCGUGAGUAAUAGCGAUAGUAGUACCGUCCCCACCACCACCACCACCUCCAACAUCAACACCAGUGUAUCCUCUAACAACAACCACAACACAGCCGCAACCUACACUAAACGUUCACUGUUCGAUAUCGAUAACGCCAACUCACUAACAUUGGCCGAAAAGCUGCGCCACGAGGCAAACAAGUACGCCAUCGCGGCCGUAGCGGAUGGCGAUCUGGACAGCCAUCUUACAUCCCGGGUAACAAGUAGCGGUGGCGAAGGGAACGGCAGCAGCCCGAAUGCACCUGCGGACAAUAGUGCCACGAGUGCUGCUGCUGUUCCGCCGGCGUCACCGACGCUGCGGAAGGCCGAUUCCGCUGCGAUGGCGGCUGCAACUGCCGAACGGAGACCCUCGUGGCGGUUGAAGGUGGACGGUGGCAGCAAGUUCAAACUGGAAGAUGCGUCCACACCGAAUGCCGCCACACAGUCGUCGUCGGCAUCGUACGAAUCAGCCGCCGGUAAUCAAGCGGCAGAGCACGGUUUGGGCACUGCUAAGCUCACUUCCUCCUCCGCACUAGCCCAACGGAGGGCGCAACAGCAAAAUGGCGAUUCUACUACUACCACGGGAUCGACGAGCAGCUCCAGCGUCACUGGUUCUCGUCCCCUGGCCGCCGGAGAACAGUACAACCGUGUGCCGGGUGGCGCUUCAUCGACGGAACAACCUACGGCUGCUACUGCUGCUGGCGGUGAUACUAGUUCACUGCUGCAUCUGCGACGGCCACCGAAGUCGACUGGUUCUGCGGUAGGCGGCGAAGACAAUAAGGAGAACGACAAGGAGAAUGACAAUCGUAGCACGGCACAGGCAACGCAGGCGGUUAUCCAGCGACGUCGGCGACAGAAACGUCGUUCAACCGGCGUUGUUACCGUUGGAAUGGAGGAUCUUGAUCCCGAUAGGCAAGAUUCUCCCGUCGAUGGAGAAGAAAAAGAGACUGGCUCGGAACGAGGUCGAUCGCGUGUCGGUUCGACGGCUUCCGAGCUAGACACCGCCAACCAGCCGCAGGAUUCAUCGCGAGAAAAUGGUGGCGAUUUCAUCGAUUACAAAGCUCUCUAUGAACAGGAAAAGGCCGAUCAUGAUAAGCUUAAGAUGGCUUUACGUAAGAAAGAUGAAGAGGUGGUAACGCUUAAGGCAGCCCUCGAUCGAUUUACUACAGCGACCACCAAAAACAACUCACUCUCUGAGCUGGAGAAGCGCGAACGGCGCGCCAUGGAGCGAAAGAUGUCGGAGAUGGAAGAGGAGUUGAAGCUGUUGCAAAAGUAUAAAACCGAAAACGAACGCCUACGGGCGGAAAAUCGUGCCCUUACACGUGUCGUUUCGAAGCUAACGACAUCAGCACAGAACCAACUACACGUCAGCAAACAGCAGUAGCGAUAGGUUCCCGGUUAGCGGACUGAGCAAAAUCCGUUUUCUGUCAACACCGUGCCAAAGGAUCAAAUCCCACAUCAAUGUCAAUCGAAAUUCUCGCACGGUGUCGCACGGGGGCAGAAGAGUGCGGGGAAGAUAGUCAUACCGAGCAUCGAUUCCUUUGCAUCGAAACGUAACCAAAACCAAGCAGAGCAACCAAAAAUCGUAUAGAAUUCGAAUUCUUCCCACACUGCUGGGUUGGCCAGUGCGAUAGAUAGAAGGGACGGAAUGGCGAUAGAAAUAUGUAGGAAAAAUUAUGUUACGCUAUAUACUAUACGAAAUGUCGUACACUAACGAAAACUAUACACACUUGUUUACUCUUGUGAUGGCAAACUAGCAAAUGAGCUAGCCAUUUGUUACCAUCUUGUAUCGGCGAAAAUCAGUACACAACUCAUCAGCGCGCGUGUAUUCAGAUUAUACUAUCUAUCGCGUCUAUCUAUUAGCAAUGCAUUCGAAUUAGGCAUAUUAUACCAUGUUUAUGUCACUGUUAUCGGAAAUGUAACAUUUUCGAGUCAUUUUUUUGUCAUAUUGUGAAGGGUAACA
Anopheles nili is the source of this 5839-nucleotide messenger RNA. RefSeq names its product protein phosphatase 1 regulatory subunit 12A (gene Mbs). The transcript is spliced from 19 exons. Gene Ontology annotation, cellular component: cytoplasm. The record is from RefSeq and is a predicted model, not a curated record. Bases 65 to 5260 code for a protein of 1731 amino acids. Gene Ontology annotation, molecular function: phosphatase regulator activity; protein kinase binding; enzyme inhibitor activity. Lineage: Eukaryota; Metazoa; Arthropoda; Insecta; Diptera; Culicidae.